AUGUCUUGGAUCCUAAGCUGGUUCUCCGAUAUUCUGAACUACUUGGGUAAGUGACUUUUCUUUUAUUUUUGUGUUUUUAGGUCGAUUUUUGGGAAAAAUGGAAUAAAUGAGGUGUGGAUGGGUAGUGUAAUAUAAAUUUAAUGAGUUUUGGUGGAAAAUAGUGUUGCUUGUUCUUUCUUUUGUAAAAAAUAGUUGCAGUAGUAUUUGAACUUGCUUUAGAAUUUAUAAACGUGCUAAACAACGAAUACGUUUACAUUUUUUGAUCAAAUAACUAAAAUGAGGUCUAGAUCUGCUGGUGAAAUAUGAAAAUUAAUGAGUUUUAAGUCAAAUCUUUAUGUAUCUAAACAACUUAUUAGGUUUAAAGGAUGUGUUAUGGUCUCUAUUGCAUUAUAGAAUUUAACAAUUACUUAAAAUUAAACUUUAAAAAUCUAAUUAUAUUGUUGUAGGUCUAACAAAAAAAUCCGGAAAGCUGGUCUUCCUGGGACUGGAUAAUGCUGGAAAAACAACCUUACUACACAUGUUAAAAGACGACAGAAUUGCUCAGCACGUUCCAACUUUACAUCCAAGUACGUUUUUUGUCAAAAAAAAUAUUUUUCGAAAAUUUUAAUCUUGCGCCGUGCAACUAAACCUUUUGAAGCUAGUUUUGCUGAUUUCAUGGCAAUUUGGUUCAGUUUGGUAAAUAAUAAUUAAAACUUAGCGUUUGUAAAAAACUCAUAUGGUCUGAGUCUUUGGAUUUGGUUGCACGAUGCAUUCACUGAAUUUAAAAUUUUUGCGUGCAAGGUGCUUUCAUUAAUCUUAAUCUUGUGUUUUUCAAUUUUAAUAUUGAUUUAAAGAUAUUUUUAAGGUUUUACAAGCCUUUUCUAAUCAUUUUCUUUUUAGCAUCAGAAGAAUUGAGCUUAGGAGGCAUUAAAUUUACCACGUUUGAUUUGGGUGGUCACGCACAAGGUAAGUAACAACAUUUUUAAUGGUUUUUCAUGUUUAGAAACAUUAAUUGGCUAAAAUUUUAAUGAAAAAGGGUUUGAUAGUUUAAAAAUUAAUGUUUGGUGUUUUUGUUUGUUCAGGUUUUAUUAUUAAGUCGAUUUUAAUGAGGAAGAAAGGAUGUUUAUAUAGGUGCAUAACUAUAUUAUUAUAUUAUGCUAGCUUUAAUUGGGUUUUAGUACGAGUUUUGAGUAAAAUACGCAAGUCGAAAAAAAUUUCGGAAAAUACACUUAAAAACGAUUUUUUUUAAAAAUUUAACUGGUCUUAUUACCUAAAAUAUUAGGUUGCUCAAAUAGUUCUUUCUCCUUUAAUCCCGGAAGUUGGCUUUGCGAGGGGCACUGAAUUAUUUGAACAACCUAAUAAUGUUUCAAUAAAAAAUGUUACUUUAGGUAACGGAUUUAAAAGUUUUUUCAAUUUUUGAAAACUUGAAAUUUGAACAUUUUUUUGUAUAAAAAAGGGGUUUUUACCUUUUUGUGAAAUUUUUUGAAUUUUAAAAUUUUGAAAAGAUCUGGGCGUACUUUAUGACAUUUUUGGGUUUUUCAAGCUUUACUUGACAUUUAAUGACAUUUUCCGUUUCAGCACGACGAGUAUGGAAGGACUAUUUCCCGGCGGUGGACGCCAUAGUAUUCCUAGUGGACGCGGCCGAUGGCGAACGAAUGAAUGAGUCGCGCGAAGAGCUGUUGUCCCUAAUCCAAGACGAACAGGUCGCCUCGGCCCCAGUUCUCAUUUUGGGUAACAAAAUCGACAAACCAAACGCCCUCUCCGAAGAGCACCUGAAACACUACCUGGGCAUCUCACAACAAACCACUGGCAAACAACAGAUCCCCCGCUCCGAGUUGGUCAGCCGACCAAUGGAAGUGUUCAUGUGCUCGGUGCUACGUCGCCAAGGCUACGGCGAAGGGUUCCGCUGGCUGAGUCAGUACCUGGACUAG
Messenger RNA from Bursaphelenchus okinawaensis, 1910 nucleotides. The record is from the annotation of a GenBank genome assembly. Lineage: Eukaryota; Metazoa; Nematoda; Chromadorea; Rhabditida; Aphelenchoididae.